This is a messenger RNA of Spea bombifrons (plains spadefoot toad), 1664 nucleotides long. It is a transcript of the gene PRSS23, whose product is annotated as serine protease 23. Bases 384 to 1514 code for a protein of 376 amino acids. Gene Ontology annotation, biological process: proteolysis. Lineage: Eukaryota; Metazoa; Chordata; Amphibia; Anura; Pelobatidae. The transcript has 2 exons. The record is from RefSeq and is a predicted model, not a curated record. Gene Ontology annotation, molecular function: serine-type endopeptidase activity.
CUAUGGGUGGGAGGGGUCACGUGAUGCUGGAGCUGCUGCUGCUGCCUUGAAAGUGUUGGAGCUUCCUUACUCAGUGACUUAAACACAGGAAAAGUUCUCUGAUCCCAGCAGAGAGAGAGAGAAGGGGAGAGAGAAGGGGAGAGAGAAGGGGAGAGAGAAAGGCACCUGCUCUGUGAUACCUCCCAGCCCAGCCAAUGCACAGCCCAGUGGGUGAUGACAGGGUGAGCUGUGUCAUGGAGAAGGAAGAGACAGCUCUGUGACCUGUGAUAACCACCACCCUCCUGGCAUAAGUUCAUUUUGGAGUUAUGAUCCUGGCUGCCCAGCACAGUCUGGAGGAGGAUCUGCAGCAUUAACUGGUUACAGACAUCUGUUUAACAUCCACAAUGUUGCCUGCAAGAAUUCCUGCUCUUUGCCUUCUCCUGUUGGCAAUAUCCAACGUGGAACCUUACAGCCCUAACUGGAAACCAACCUGGCCAAAUUUCAAAGUUCCAGUUGUCCUUCCCCAGUCUACGUCAGGUUUAGAGAAAGCCCAGUUUGACGCAGUGCCAAGGCUAGAUGUGGCCUCAUCUUGUGGCCCGGACUGCCACAAACAUUCACCGAUGCCAACAUUUGAGGAACUUAAAGAGUACAUGUCCUACGAAACGUUGUAUUCUAACGGGAGCCGUACCUUAACCAAUGUAGGCAUUUAUGUUCUUGCCAACAGGGUUGAAUCGGAACAAAGCACUGGUAAAUCCCGCACCAAGAGACAGAUCUAUGGAUAUGAUAGCCGAUUUAACAUAUACGGGAAAGACUUUCUGUUGAAUUAUCCUUUUUCAACAUCGGUGAAACUAUCCACCGGCUGCACUGGAACUCUGGUGGCCGAAAAGCAUGUUCUCACGGCAGCUCACUGCAUCCACGACGGCAAGAGUUAUGUUAAAGGAGCACAGAAGCUGAGAGUGGGGUUCCUAAAACCCAAGUAUAAAGACGGCGAAAAAGGACUUAAUAAGACAAAUUCGAGAACUCCUGAUAAGAUGAAGUUCCAAUGGAUACGUGUGAAAAGGACACAUGUUCCGAAAGGUUGGAUCAAAGGCAAUGCGAAUGAUAUCGGGAUGGAUUAUGACUAUGCUUUGUUGGAGCUCAAGAAACCCCACAAAAGAAAGUUCAUGACGAUCGGUGUCAGCCCCAGUGGUCGGCAGUUACCAGGCGGGAGGAUCCAUUUCUCUGGCUAUGAUAAUGAUAGACCAGGUAAUCUAGUCUACCGGUUCUGCGACGUUAAGGAUGAGACGUACGACCUUAUGUACCAGCAGUGUGACGCUCAGCCCGGUGCUAGUGGAUCGGGGGUCUACGUGAGGAUGUGGAAGAGACAGAAGCAAAAAUGGGAAAGAAAGAUCAUCGGAAUAUUUUCCGGGAACCAAUGGGUUGACAAGGACGGCAACAUGCAAGAUUUUAAUGUAGCCGUGCGUAUCACGCCACUAAAAUACGCACAGAUAUGUUUCUGGAUCAAAGGGAACUACCUUGACUGUAGGGAUGGAUAGUCAUCGGCUGUGUCCUUGCUCCAAUCUAAUCGGAAAGACCUCAAAACAAUCAAGGUUGAUGUUUUGAUCUUGACAGUCCACAUUUAAACCAGCAGGCAAAUGCCUUCACUUACAAGAGAUGAAAAGGUAUAAAGAAAAUGCAAACCAAAA